AUGCAGUUUAUGUUGCUUUUUAGUCGUCAGGGGAAACUGAGACUUCAGAAGUGGUAUGUUCCAUUAUCUGACAAAGAAAAGAAGAAAAUCACAAGGGAACUUGUUCAAACAGUAUUAGCCCGCAAACCGAAAAUGUGCAGCUUCCUGGAAUGGAGAGACCUGAAGAUUGUCUACAAAAGAUAUGCAAGCCUUUAUUUUUGCUGUGCUAUUGAAGACCAGGACAAUGAACUAAUAACUCUGGAAAUAAUUCAUCGCUACGUGGAACUUCUUGACAAGUAUUUUGGCAGUGUAUGUGAACUUGAUAUCAUCUUCAAUUUUGAAAAAGCCUAUUUCAUUCUGGAUGAAUUCCUUUUGGGAGGGGAAGUUCAGGAGACUUCCAAGAAAAAUGUUCUCAAAGCCAUUGAGCAGGCAGACCUUUUGCAGGAGGAUGCUAAAGAAGCAGAGACCCCGCGUAGUGUCCUUGAAGAGAUUGGAUUGACAUAGAUCUCCUCGUCAGUUGAUGGCAUCUCAGUGUUUCAUACUGUAAAUGUUCACUGCCUUCAUUGUAACGUUUAGCUAAUGGUGUAAGAUGCUGUUUGUCAGUAUUACUGUUCUGCUAAGCUGCUUCAUUCGGGCCUACAAGAAAAAUGCUCUUUUGAAAAGGGAACAGAAAUUCAAGUCCAAAAAUCAUAAAUAAAAGGGAAUUAGAAGCAAAUUAAAUUAGCAUCUCUCUUCACUGCAUUUAUAGGAUUAUUGCAUUUGACUUCAAUAAGCGUACUGUUUUUUAUAAGCAAACAACUUCAGGAACUAAGUGUAUCGUGACAUAGCAUMUCAAAAUGAGAAGAGAUUACGUGGAUAACAUUAAAAUUUAAAAUGUUACGGUGUAGAACUUGUGUUUAUGCAACCAAAGACUGCAGUUCAUCUUCAUUAAGUCAACACGUGUAAUAGUUCUGCUUUAUUUCUAUUGUUACAUAAAAGUUGGAAAUAACUGUUUACUACUGAAUUUGUCAUUAUACCAAAGAAUCCUCUUAGGAUCUGCUUGUCAAACUGGUCAAAACUGUUAAGAUCACUCUGCUUUUAGUCGGAAAACUUCAAACUGAUCAUUCAUAAGAAAUUGAAGUGUUUUUCAGUGUUUCUUGCUGUAAUCAGCCUGAGUAAAAUUGUGCAAGCUGCUUUAUGAUUAAGGGGAGGCAUCCAAUAAAAAGCACUAUCUUUCACAGAGGGAAAUUUUUAAAAUCUGAUAUUUGCUGACUCUGUAAACAGGAAAAGGGAACUGCCCUUUCUAGCUGAACAGGGGCAUACAUAAUAAAAUUGGGAUCAUUUUGAUCAUGUAAAAGAGGGAACUUGAUAAAAGGGACUUCUCAUCUUUUGUUCAAAUUCUAGAAAUGAAUUUGUAUUUAUUGCUGUUGUGUAGUUAGGCUCCAGGGUGUGUAUGAGCACCUUUUAAGUAAACACCAAGUGGUCAGCUUCAUCUUGGCUCCUUUUCGUGGCUUACCCCUUAGGCCUAAGCGUUGCAUCCUUCAUGAAACUGCCCCUUGGUGUAGGGGACAACAACCUGCUCUGGAAUGAGAAUGUCUGAAAAUUAGGUUUGUUUAUGAGACUCUGGAGCUGCAACUUGGCAAAGUCAAGUCAGGCAAUGGGCCUCCCUGCCCUCGAAGAUUUCCCUGUGGCACGCGGUGUUCUGGCCAGCCCCCUGUACCGGGUGGCCUCACGGACGUGGUCCUGUUUUCUCCGGGCUGGAUGCUGCCUGUGGAGCUGGAAGUGCCCGUGGGCCCCAGCAGCUGCCACAGGUUGUGGAGCUGGAGAGUGAAUCGGAGGGUGCAUGGAAAGGGGUUGAUGUUGCCCAUGUGUGGCAGCUCC
Molecule: messenger RNA, 1839 nt
Organism: Nothoprocta perdicaria
Lineage: Eukaryota; Metazoa; Chordata; Aves; Tinamiformes; Tinamidae
Gene: AP1S2
Product: adaptor related protein complex 1 subunit sigma 2
Exons: 5
Coding region: 1-483 (160 amino acids)
Biological process (GO): vesicle-mediated transport; intracellular protein transport
Cellular component (GO): membrane coat; AP-1 adaptor complex; intracellular membrane-bounded organelle
Molecular function (GO): clathrin-cargo adaptor activity
Source: RefSeq, a predicted model, not a curated record